CUCCAUCGCUGCUGCAUGCUGUAAGCGUCUCAAAACUGUGAACACUGUUCCCAAGACUAGAAAUUGUGAGAUAUUCGCUUCGCAACGCAGUAGUUAUAUCGUGUGACUUAGUGAAUCGGUGAAAAUAAUCGAACGCUUGUCUCUGAAAUGUCACGGAAUUCAACGGUGUGAACUCAGUACUGUGUGGAUAUGAAUAAUGUGCGGUUUAUCCUGCUUGAAUUACAUGUAACUCAUUGAAACUCUUUCCUGCAACGAAGAAAUCAUCUCUACGUACAAAUCCAAUCAAUAUUAUAAUCACUGAAAUAUAUUUAAGUUACUGAACUUUUGUAUUUAACGUUGAACGACUUAAAAUUCUUAACAAAAUGCAAUCUGAGAUAUUAAGUGAAAAAUUUCAAAUAUUAUUGCGGAAAUUAUUAGAAAUUACUAGUUUCUUAUUGUUUGCACCGUUUUUUGUUAUUAUUCUAAUGUUUUUACAUAUCUAUCGUCGUUUGAUUGAGAUUGUGCUAAGAAUUCAACUUAGAGACAAAUUUGCCGGUCUCUUGGAAGGCUCGGAUGCUUUAUGGUCCGUCGAAGAUACAUCUCUAUCCUUGAUUACUGCCAUAUUAAUAGUGAAGAAAACCGCAGGAAGUACAAAUACGAUUUUCCUGAAGAAUAUCAGAAAAUUCUUUACUCAUUUAUCAAAGACUGUUCCCAAGGAGCUCGAUAAACUGUUUUACUACAGAUAUCAAAAGUUUGGUUACUUUUAUUGGGAGAAAUCAAAAUUUAAUCCAGAAACCGCGAUUAGAUGGUUGGAGUGUGAAAUCAGUAAUUGCGAUGGAUCUUGCGAGAAUGUUCACAGUACAACCUUUCAAGAAAAUCUAGGUUUUAUAUGCAACCAACCGUUGUAUGAUAAUCAUAAACCAAUGUGGGAGAUGCUCAUUGGAAGACGUUGUUCCAAAUUUUCAUCUUAUAUGGAAGAAGAUCCGAGCUUGUCUUCCGAAGAUCGCUUCAAUACCGAUGUUGACGAAAUUCCUGUAGUAUUUCGCGUACAUCAUUCUCUUGGUGAUGGUAUAGCUCUUCUCAAGAUGUUGAGCACAGUGAUUGCUGACGAUGACGUGAUAAAAGAACAGUCAACAAUAAUGCUCAGAAACAGCAUCUUGAUAGACAAAAAAAACAAUUUUAAAGAGAAAAAAAUACUUUUUUCGAAAACGAAGAUUAUUUCAAAUUUGAAACAAGUAUAUAACAAAACAAAAAAAAUGAUACUUAUAUUGUUUUCUUUAAAACUCUUGAUUUCUCAAAUUGUCCGUAGUACGGGUAAAAGCUCUCUGUAUAGUCAGCCUUUAACAGGUGAAAAACUAAUAUUCUGCCUUAUGGAAAACGAUGCCAAUAAAUCGCUUCUGAUGAAAAUUAAAAAAAUAAAACAGUACACAGGAACCAGAUUUAAUGACAUAGUAAUUACAGCUUUUGCUGCCGGUGUAGUUAAAUAUUAUUCACGCAUAAAGGAAGUAAUACCUGACGCAAUGUCGGUCUUCAUACCUAUAAGAAUGUCUAUGCCAGAUGAAAAAGUAAUGCUGUCUAACGAUUUUUCAUUUCUUAUGAUCAAAAGUUGUUUUGUUGAUGCAGAUAAAAAAAAUAUUCUAACAGUAAAUAAAACUGCCUGUCGAUUUCUUGAACGUCUUCAGAAAACUGCAUCGAUAAAUAACAGGAUCAGAAAUAGUUUAGAAGCAUCAGUAAAUUUUUUCUUCCUUAAACAUGUGUCUGGACUUUUGCCGGCGGAAGUAUUGAGAUAUUGUACUGAAUUUUUUUGCACUAUGGUGUUUAGUAAUGUAAUGGGUAUGCCAAAAAAAAUUCCUAUUUUGAAACAUUCUGUCGACAACAUACUGUUUUCGAUACCGAACAGAGGUAUAACUGGGUUGGGAUUAACUACAUUGACAUACGAUGACAAAAUAAAUCUGUGUUUAGUAGUUGAUAAAGCAAUAAUAAAAAAUAGAAAACUAAUCACAGAAAUACUAAAAGAGACUGUACGUGAAAUAGACUAUGCGUACAACAGUCUCGCAUAACUUUCGGAGUCAUCAGACAGUAAAGACACAUAUAGAAAAAAAUGAAUAUAAUAAAAAUUUUAAUAAAUUCUUGAUUAUAUACUUCGAUGUUUUGUAUCUGACAAAUAAAAUAAUAUCUAUUAUUACUACAUAAGUCGUUUAGACAAUACAAUAUGUAUAAAUUAAUUUUAUAUAUUGUAGGCAUUAAAAUGUU
Pseudomyrmex gracilis is the source of this 2232-nucleotide messenger RNA. RefSeq lists its product as uncharacterized. Gene Ontology annotation, biological process: triglyceride biosynthetic process. The coding region runs from base 363 to 2039 and encodes 558 amino acids. The record is from RefSeq and is a predicted model, not a curated record. Gene Ontology annotation, molecular function: diacylglycerol O-acyltransferase activity; long-chain-alcohol O-fatty-acyltransferase activity. Gene Ontology annotation, cellular component: plasma membrane. NCBI's taxonomy places the organism in Eukaryota, Metazoa, Arthropoda, Insecta, Hymenoptera, Formicidae. The transcript is spliced from 5 exons.